Molecule: messenger RNA, 2581 nt
Organism: Salvia miltiorrhiza (redroot sage)
Lineage: Eukaryota; Viridiplantae; Streptophyta; Magnoliopsida; Lamiales; Lamiaceae
Product: alpha-L-arabinofuranosidase 1-like
Exons: 18
Coding region: 474-2489 (671 amino acids)
Biological process (GO): L-arabinose metabolic process
Molecular function (GO): alpha-L-arabinofuranosidase activity
Source: RefSeq, a predicted model, not a curated record
UUAAUCUCAAGAUUCUCAACAAAAGCAUAUUUGCAAGAAAAGCCAAGUAGCCAACCUUCAGAAGCCGCUUACGUUAAGCCAAAGAUAAAGAUCAAAAUCUGGACUUGCUGCUUCUCGCAGCCAUAAUUUUGUGUCUUCAAGCAAGAAAAAGACACACACUGGCACACACACAGUGUGCUUUUGGCAACAAAUUUCAACGCCAUUAAAGUGAUUAAUGGUAAUCACAAGCAAGCAAGGAGUUGCGAGCUCACUAUUUAACUGCCUCUCUCUCUCUCUCUCUCUCGUCAUCAGCAUCGUCGUCAUCGCCAUUCAUCACUAUCAUCUUUCACUCCAAGAUUGCAAUUUGCGAGCAUCCUUUUUUUCUCUCACACAGUCGCACAUAAAUAAAAAAAACUAGAAAUCUCGGCGCAAGACCUUCUUACCUGGUCGGACCAUUUCCAGGCUGACCAUACACUGGAUACGUCACGGAAGAGAUGGGUGCAAUUAGUCUGUGGCCCGGAAUUUUCUUCUUUUUCAUUGCGCUGAGUGCAUUCUACCAAUCUUCUGCUGAUGGGAUCGAAGCAGACCAACCCGUUGCUCUUUAUGUAAAUGCGUCCGAAGCAUCAGCAAAAAAGAUACCAAAAACCUUGUUUGGUAUAUUUUUUGAGGAGAUUAAUCAUGCUGGAGCCGGAGGAUUGUGGGCGGAGCUUGUCAGCAACAGAGGUUUUGAAGCUGGUGGCCCCAACGUGCCUUCAAAUAUCGAUCCUUGGUCUUUCAUUGGGAACGAAUCAUCUGUGAUUGUAUCGACAGACCGUACAUCAUGCUUUGAGCGAAAUAAAAUUGCAUUACGAAUGGAGGUGCUUUGUGGUGAAGGUUCCAAAGCUUGUCCAGCUGGAGGUGUCGGUAUAUACAACCCCGGUUUCUGGGGAAUGAAUAUUGAACAAGGGAAGACGUAUAAGUUGGUUUUUUAUGGACGUUCAUCGGGGCCCAUUAAUUUGUCUGUGUCACUUACUGGGUCAACUGGACUGCAGAUGCUGGCUGCUACUAACAUUGUAGCCUCUGACGUUUCAAACUGGACUAAGAUGGAAGCUACUUUACAAGCAAAAGGAAGUGAUGCAAAAGCAAGACUUCAACUGACAACAACCAAGAAAGGUGUCAUAUGGUUUGAUCAAGUAUCAUUAAUGCCCACAGACACAUAUAAGGGACAUGGCUUUCGCAAUGAUCUGUUUGCUAUGCUGAAAGAUUUGAAACCGGGGUUUAUGAGAUUUCCAGGUGGUUGUUUUGUCGAAGGUGAUUGGUUAAGAAAUGCAUUCCGAUGGAAGGAAACUAUCGGGCCCUGGGAGGAGCGGCCAGGGCAUUUCGGUGACGUCUGGCAUUAUUGGACUGAUGAUGGGCUCGGCCAUUUCGAAUUUCUCCAGCUAGCGGAGGAUUUGGGUACAUCACCUAUAUGGGUGUUCAACAACGGAGUCAGCCACAAUGAUGAAGUUGAGACUUCCAGCGUCUCCCCUUUCAUAAAAGAAAUAUUGGACGGUCUUGAAUUUGCACGAGGCGAUGCUCAUUCAAAAUGGGGUUCGGUUCGAGCAGCAUUGGGCCAUCCGGAACCCUUUGACCUGAAAUAUGUUGCAGUGGGGAAUGAGGAUUGUGGAAAGAAAUAUUACCUCGGGAACUACCUCAGGUUCUACGAUGCAAUAAAGCGUGCUUAUCCCGACAUCAAAAUAAUAUCAAAUUGUGAUGGUUCUUCCAAGCCUUUGGAUCAUCCAGCUGAUUUUUAUGAUUAUCAUGUAAGAAUUUAUCUUUCUUCUGUCUUUGGAACAGCUCAAAAGUUUGAUAAAGCACCACGGAGUGGUCCAAAGGCUUUUGUGAGCGAGUAUGCUGUCACAGGAGACGAUGCUGGCAAUGGUAGUCUCUUAGCAGCGAUUGCUGAAGCGGGCUUUCUCAUCGGGCUUGAAAAGAACUGUGAUGCUGUCGAGAUGGCAAGUUAUGCGCCUCUAUUCGUGAACACCAACGACAGGACGUGGAACCCGGAUGCAAUUGUGUUCGACUCUUCCCACGCGUAUGGAACUCCUAGUUACUGGAUGCAGCAUUUCUUCCGGGAGUCAAACGGGGCGACCCUCCUUGAUUCUUCCCUUCGGUCCAACCCUUCGAGCUCUCUCAUUGCUUCUGCCAUCACGUGGAAAGAUGCAGACAACAGGAAACACCUGAGGAUAAAGGUGGUGAAUUUUGGAAGCAACAAUGUGACACUCCAGAUUUCGGUUGAUGGGUUGGAGGUUAACUCAUUGCAAUCAUCGGGAUCGACCAAGGUCGUGCUGACAUCUGGCAACGUGAAGGACGAGAAUUCUUUCCAAGCGCCAAACAAGGUGGUGCCGACGAAGAGUCAGCUAGACGAAGUGGGGGAGGAGAUGGAUGUGGUGGUUCCUCCACAUUCUUUGACAUCUAUUGACUUGUUAAUAAACUCCAACCAUAUCAUCACAACUGUGGGAUCUGAUUCUGUUGAUGUAUCUUCCUACUGAGGGAGGGAAUGAUUCUAUCUGGAUAUAUGUUUUAAUGAAUUAAAAUGGUAAUAAUACGAAAAGUAAAUAAGAUGAUGGUGUUUGUUUUCUCA